AUGAGCCCUGCCUGCCCCGUCUCGCCUGGUCCCAUUGACAUUGCCGAGGCAGAGCACCGACUCCAUCACCAUCACUCCAUCACCCUCACUCUCAUCAUCGUCCACCAGUCCCCUCUGAAUCCCACCAUGUGCGGUCCAGAAACCUCAGAUAGGCCCCGCGGCGGUGCGCUGGCCGCCCUCAUGUCUCCCUCGGUUGCCGGCGUGGAUCCGGCCGUCUCGAUUCGCGGCGACCUGACCUUUCACACCCCCGGCCGGCCCGGCAGCACCGAGGCAACCCACGCCCGACUGACGCCAGAAGCCGCGCGCGAAAUGAGCGCGUUGGGCGAUCUUCACGUUGUUAUCCAUACCAGCGGAGAUCUGACGAGGUCCGCCGAGGACUGCGGCCUCUUCCGCAGCUUCGAUCUGCCGGGUUUCGAAUCGCUACGUACGGCAGACCACGUCGAACUCUCACUCGACGAGCCGCUGUCGCUCGAGGUCGGGAAUGGCAUCAUUGGCAGACGGGUCUCUCUAUGCUCUCGCCGACCCUGCGGGCAGGAAGUCAUCGUGGCCGAAGGCAUUGUCGGGUUCAACUUUGCCGAGUCAUCGCAACCUCAGCUGUGA
Messenger RNA from Hirsutella rhossiliensis, 600 nucleotides. RefSeq lists its product as uncharacterized. NCBI's taxonomy places the organism in Eukaryota, Fungi, Ascomycota, Sordariomycetes, Hypocreales, Ophiocordycipitaceae. Bases 1 to 600 code for a protein of 199 amino acids. The transcript has 2 exons. The record is from RefSeq and is a predicted model, not a curated record.